Messenger RNA from Ixodes scapularis (black-legged tick), 604 nucleotides. RefSeq lists its product as uncharacterized. Lineage: Eukaryota; Metazoa; Arthropoda; Arachnida; Ixodida; Ixodidae. The transcript is spliced from 5 exons. The record is from RefSeq and is a predicted model, not a curated record. Bases 1 to 549 code for a protein of 182 amino acids.
AUGAAGUCAUGGACGGUGCUCUCAAUCCUCCUCGUCUUGUACGGCGGAAUAUCCUGCGCACAAGCAGGAACAUCAAAGGGCAAGAGCCCUACUGCAAAGUUUUAUGAGAGAAUGCAGUACAUUCCGUUUAUCUGGUACCAGUGCUAUCGCAACGGGAGCUUCCUGGAAACGCCGAAUACCAUUAUUACGUCAGGGCUGUGGGAUGGAACAUCUGGAAACAACGAGUGUGCCAAAAACACAAUAUGGGAGAUAUUUAACGGAACAGCACGAAGCAGUACAACGACAACUUUUUCUACCUACUACGAUCCAGAAUCCGAGGUUGGAUAUCUAACUAUUAACGGAACAUUGCACGAGUCCUUCACAAUCUUGCAGGAACCCUAUAAAGAAAUGGCUUACUUUGUGGCAUAUGGUAAGCUGCAGAAUAUACUCCCUGUAGUGUACAAGAUAUAUGACAGGGUGGAAAGCUGCGUCAACGCCGAUCAGCUUCUGCCUAUGGUUUGCCCUGACGGGUGUGGGAUGAUUUCAACCAAGUUGAACCUUUCGCCGUAGGUCGGAUGCAAAUGCGGACUACGUGAUACUUGAGCCCUUCAAUUUAUAUGUAUAU